Messenger RNA from Aphanomyces astaci, 1209 nucleotides. RefSeq lists its product as hypothetical. Gene Ontology annotation, molecular function: GTP binding; GTPase activity. The record is from RefSeq and is a predicted model, not a curated record. Gene Ontology annotation, cellular component: cytoplasm. The transcript has a single exon. Bases 45 to 1154 code for a protein of 369 amino acids. Gene Ontology annotation, biological process: cytoplasmic translation. Lineage: Eukaryota; Oomycota; Saprolegniomycetes; Saprolegniales; Verrucalvaceae.
GCACCAUCAAAAAACGGUCUCUAGUCCGACGCGCAAGGGCAACCAUGAGCUCGGCCAUGAUGCGAAUCAACGAGUUGCAGACGGAAUAUGACCGUACGCAGAAGAACAAGGCGACAAUGAAGCACUUGUGCUUGAUCAAGGCGAAGAUCGCCAAGCUUCGUCGCGAAGUGCUGGAAGGCGGCAAGUCUGGUGGUGGCGGGGGCGCUGGCGAAGGAUUCGACGUCAACAAGUCGGGGGACACGCGCGUGGGUCUGGUGGGGUUUCCGUCGGUGGGCAAGUCAACCCUUCUGACCAAGCUCACAGGCACGUUCUCCGAAGCCGCGUCGUACGAGUUUACGACGUUGACGGCGAUUCCCGGCACGGUCAACUACCGCGGCGCGCGCAUUCAAAUCCUAGAUUUGCCUGGGAUUAUCGAAGGUGCCAAGGACGGCAAGGGGCGCGGCCGACAGGUCAUGGGGACAGCGCGCACGUGCAACGUGAUCCUCAUGGUGCUGGACGCGAUGAAGCCCGCGACGCACAAAAAGUUGAUCGAGCACGAGCUGGAAGGGUUCGGCAUCCGCUUGAACAAGAAGCCGCCCAACCUGGUACUGCGCAAGAAGGACAAGGGCGGGCUCAACUACACGGCGACCGUCGACCAGAGCGAGCUGGACCAGGAGACAGUCGCGCAGAUCCUCAAGGAGUACAAGAUCCACAACGCCGACGUGACCCUUCGGGAGGACGUGACCGCCGACGAGCUGAUCGACGUGAUCGAAGGCAACCGCGUGUACAUUCCGUGCCUGUAUGUGCUUAACAAGAUCGACCAGCUCACGAUCGAGGAGCUGACAAUCAUCGACCAGCUGCCGCACAACGUGCUCAUCUCGGCGCACCACGGGUGGAACAUAGAUGAGCUGCUCGAGAAGAUCUGGGACUACGCGAGUAUGAUCCGCAUCUACACCAAGCCCAAGGGCCGGCAGCCCGACUACAACGAGCCCGUCAUCUUGCACGACGCGGCGCCGUCCAUCGAGGACUUCUGCAUGCGCCUACACAAGUCGAUUCUCAAGCAGCUCAAGUACGCCAAUGUGUGGGGACUCAGUGUCAAGCACCAGCCGCAAAAGGUCGGCAAGGAACACAUUUUAAUGGACGAAGACAUUGUCCAGCUCGUCAAGAAGAACUAACCAGCUACAGUACCUAUAUAAGUUUGCUGUGUGGUAAACACGAGUUGGGUUCUUC